UAAUGAGUUCCAGCCAGUCUUGAAACAGAAAGCUAGACAAGGCAUUACUUGAAAUAGUUUCUGUAUGACAGCCUAGCAAUUUUUAGCUUGUUAUUUUACCAUUAAAAGAGAACACUCUCACUGCAGAAUUCAACUGAGCUAGAGAAGCUUCCUUUUUUCUUCUCAUUUUCCUGGGACCAUCUGGCAUUAUGCAUCUUUUGAAGCUUUUAAAGUGAUAUUACUGCCGGUUGCUGACUGAUCUCUUAAAAAAACAAAAAACCAGAUGCUCUGGUUGGGUAGGAGGGAAUGCAAUCUUAAGUUUAUACGGUUGUGAAUAUACACCCAGCCGAAGAGUUUAGAAUAAGCCUGAGGGACAAUUUAAAAUCAAAUAUAUGCAGAGAUUCAGCUUACUAGAAGUGGAGAGAGAAGCAAGGGGGGAGUAGGAGGCAAUGAGAGAGAGAGAGAGAGAGAGAGAGAGAGAGAAGAAAGAUUGUGGUCACCAGAACAAAGCUCUGAACCCAGGAGAUAUAAUUGCUGAGAUGGGCCCAAAGCAUGGAGAGUGAGAUUAAUAUUUACAAACAUUUCACGUGGCUGAACAGGUCUCAGGUGAAUCAUCCUACUGCUGUCAGUAAUGAAACAUAUCAAGAACGUCUGUCAAGAUUAGAAGGUGACAAAGAAUCUCUCAUAUUGCAGGUGAGCGUUCUCACAGACCAGGUAGAGGCUCAGGGAGAAAAAAUCCGUGACCUUGAGGUUUGUCUUGAAGGACACCAGCUGAAGCUUAAUGCUACGGAGGAAAUGCUUCAACAGGAGCUGCUGAGUCGAACAUUGCUGGAAACUCAGAAACUGGACCUAAUGGCAGAAGUUUCAGAUCUGAAAAUUAAGUUGGUUGGCAUGGAAAAGGAACAGAGCGAGUAUGAAGAGAAGCAGAGUAAAGCUGAGAGUUUAUUACAGGAACUGAAGCACCUAAAAAUUAAAGUUGAAGAACUAGAAAAUGAAAGAACUCAGUAUGAAUGGAAAUUGAAAGCUACUAAAGCAGAAAUAGCACAGCUGCAGGAACAACUAGCUCUAAAAGACUCAGAGAUUGAACGAUUACAAAGUCAGAUCUCAAGGACAUCAGUAAAUCAUGAAAUUGCAGAAAGAGAGGAAGUAUAUAGGCGAAGGCUAAAAGAAAAACAUCAAGAGAUCCAGCGUUUGAAAAUGGGAAUGGAAUCAUUGUUAGCAACAAAUGAAGAAAAGGACCACCGGAUAGAAGAGUUGACUGUUUUGUUAAGCCAGUACCGACAGGUGAAAGAAAUAAUGAUUGCGGUCCAAGGAACAUCGGAAAGAGCUUUGACGGGUUACAAUGAAGAUGAUCUUGAGGCAACUUUGAGAAAGUGGAACUCCACAAAUAAGACCUCGAUAGAGCUAUAUAAAUCUGAGGUACCUCAAGGGGAAUUGACCCAACCGAUGUUGCCACCUCCACCUCAAAAAAUGCUGGAAAUCAGCAAUGUGAUUAACAGAGGAAGCUCUCCAGUUCUUUCAAAUAACUUACCUUCUACAAAUGGGGAAAGCUUGGAACUCCGAAAUAGGGUUUUUCAGAAAAAAAUAUCAAGUAGUUUAGAAGACUUGCAAAGUGAAUCUCUGGAAAAGCAUAUAGAUGAGAAGCCAGUAGAACAUGAUAUAGAACAAGAGGAAAGCAAAUCUCAUGUGAAAAGCAGCAAGUACCAGACUUUGCCAGGGAAGCUUCUUCGUCCUGCACAUAAUGGUGACAAUAUGCCUGCCUCCCCAGAUGCCUGCCAUGUGAAUGGCAAUGAGGACAACAGCAUACAAAGCCUGAAUCGCAUCAGGAGUAUCAGUGCACCAGUAUUAGGAGAUUCUGAGAAUAUGGAUGGUACAAUGAAUUCAGAUGAUCUUUCACCCUUGUCAUCUGGAACAGAAUCAGGUGCACAGUCUCCACUAUCUCCAGAGAAUAGAAAAAGCCCAAAAGGAAUAAAGAAAAUAUGGGGAAAGAUACGUAGGACUCAGUCUGGCAAUUUUCCGGGAGAUGAUCUGGGCUUGGUUGAAUUUCGGAGAGGUGGCCUCCGUGCAACAGCUGGACCUCGAUUGUCUCGAUCAAAGGAAACCAAGGGACAGAAGAAUGAUCAUAAUGCCCCCUUUGCCCAAUGGGGCAAUGAACGAGUUUGUAACUGGCUUGAGGACUUCGGACUUGGUCAGUAUGUCAUUUUUGCACGGCAGUGGAUUACAUCUGGCCAUACUCUUUUAACAGCCACACCACAGGAUAUGGAAAAGGAGCUCGGCAUAAAGCAACCUCUGCACAGGAAGAAAUUGGUUUUGGCUGUUAAAGCUAUCAACACAAAACAAGACGAUAAAUCUGCACAGCUUGAUCAUCUUUGGGUGACACGGUGGCUUGAUGACAUAGGUCUACCUCAAUACAAAGACCAGUUUCAUGAAUCAAGAGUAGAUGGCAGAAUGCUGCAAUAUCUGACGGUGAAUGACCUCCUGUUCCUCAAAGUCACCAGCCAACUGCAUCAUCUCAGUAUAAAGUGUGCCAUUCAUGUGUUGCAUGUGAAUAGUUUCAACCCUCACUGUCUACGGAGGCGGCCAGCAGAUGAGAAUAACAUUUCACCAUCUGAAGUAGUUCAGUGGUCCAAUCACAGAGUGAUGGAGUGGCUCAGAUCAGUAGAUCUGGCAGAAUAUGCACCCAACCUUCGAGGAAGUGGAGUUCAUGGUGGCCUCAUUAUCCUUGAGCCUCGUUUCAAUAGUGAGACUCUGGCAAUGCUUCUCAACAUUCCUCCUCAAAAAACGCUGCUAAGACGCCAUUUAGCCACUAACUUCAAUGUGCUAAUUGGACCAGAGGCACAACAGGAGAAACAGGAAAUAAUGGAAUCUACUGCUUACACACCUCUGACUACCACUGCUAAAGUUCGGCCAAAGAAACUUGGAUUUUCACAUUUUGGAAACUUAAGAAAAAAGAAAUUUGAUGAAUCUACAGAUUACAUUUGUCCUAUGGAUGGAAGUCUAAACACAACCAAUGGAACUCAGAAGAGCUACAGUGCAUACAAAGUACAUAAUGUGCUUCCUGACAAAGAAUUAGAAAAACUGGAUCAGAUGGAACAUUCUGAAGGGACAGUAAUGCAAAUAGGGGAACUUUCUCAAGGAAUAAACAACCUCACGACUAUGCUCAGCCAAGACCAGAUGCUGAAUAAUGAUAGAUUUUUAACACCAACUUUUGAUGAGUGGAGAUGAAGAUUCCAUGUGACCAACAUCACCCUAAUACCUUGACUGAUUUUUAGAGAAAUGGGUGGUACAGGCUGGGUGCUAUAUUUAAGAAUUUGCCAUUGAAAUUUAGAGAUUUAAAUGCUUUUUCUCAUGUACCAUGUAAGGAUUAAAACAAACACUCCACAGUCUAGGUAAUUUAACACUUGCUUCAAAGAAUCUAUGCAACACUUCUAGAAAAGGUGGGGAAAUUAGGGUGUGUGUGUAUUAAUCAUAGAAAGACAUUUAGUUGUCAGUGAUUCAUUUUCUAUAUUUUGUACUCCUGAAAACUUGGCUAUCAUACAGACAUUACUUUUCUAAGGCAUAAUUUCUUCGUGAGUGAUUUUCUUUCAAAUAUGCCUUAAGGCUCAUGGUAUAAAAACAGCUAAUACCUAGGAUUAGUUAUUUAACAGAAGUGAUAAAACUGCAAUUAGUAAUUAGAACUCCAAACAGCAGAAGUAGUAAUUCCCAGCCUGCACUUUGUAUCUGCAAUAACAGAACCUCUACCUAUGGAAGACAACUAGAUAUGCAGGCUGUCUUCAGGACUAGGUGUGCUACAAUAUAUAUUUUUCAUCAGGACUUCAAGUACUCCAGCCUUAUUCAAGAGAGAAAGGGCAACUGUUAAACCAUAUGCCUGAUGCCACCCUUGAGAAUCACAUUUGCAGUUCUUUUAUGCUGAAACGAUAAUGGGACACCAGCAUCAUAUUUUAGUUUCAUUUUACAAUUCAGCUCAGGUUUCUUACUGCCGAAAGAUUUUGCUCUAAAAAGACAUUCCAAACAUCCUCUGUUAUUUCAAUAAAAAUGCCAGUCUGGUG
Messenger RNA from Sphaerodactylus townsendi, 4028 nucleotides. RefSeq names its product PPFIA binding protein 2 (gene PPFIBP2). The transcript is spliced from 27 exons. Gene Ontology annotation, biological process: neuromuscular junction development. The coding region runs from base 532 to 3204 and encodes 890 amino acids. Gene Ontology annotation, cellular component: presynaptic active zone. Gene Ontology annotation, molecular function: protein binding. The record is from RefSeq and is a predicted model, not a curated record. NCBI's taxonomy places the organism in Eukaryota, Metazoa, Chordata, Lepidosauria, Squamata, Sphaerodactylidae.